This is a messenger RNA of Trypanosoma theileri, 3630 nucleotides long. RefSeq names its product prolyl oligopeptidase. Bases 1 to 3630 code for a protein of 1209 amino acids. The transcript has a single exon. Gene Ontology annotation, molecular function: serine-type endopeptidase activity. Lineage: Eukaryota; Euglenozoa; Kinetoplastea; Trypanosomatida; Trypanosomatidae. The record is from RefSeq and is a predicted model, not a curated record. Gene Ontology annotation, biological process: proteolysis.
AUGAACAGCACCACCACUAAAAAAAACAACAACAGGAACAACAACAACAACAAGAAUAAUAAUAAUAAUAAUAAUAAUAAUAAUAAUAAUAACAAUAAUAAUGGUAGUGGGAUGUUUAAUCCUCCUCCCCGUUAUACGCGAAAGACACAUGUGUUAGAACACUUUGGCGAUAUUCGAGACGAUCCCUAUCAUUGGCUGCGUGAUCGCCGCAAUGCCGAAGUCCGACGUUUACUGCGGCGUGAAAACAAUCACACAGAAUCUAUCUUCACAGCAUACGGCGGCACCAAAUUACGCCGCACUUUAUACCGCGAAAUGCGAGAACGAUGGAAAGAAGAAGAUGCAAGUCUUCCACAUCGUCAUGAUGGAUAUUGGUACUAUACACGUACUGUCACCGGUGCUGAUCAUCCACUUCUCUGUCGUCGACCUGUAGACACACAAACAACAACAACAACAACAACAACAGAUGCGGAUGUUAUUAAUGGAAGUUCUUCCUCUUCUUGUUCUUCUUUUGUGCGAGAUGUUGCUCGACUAUGGGCACGUAAUCCUGCUGCUCCGUUACCACGUUCUGCGGAAGAGGAAAUCUAUCUAGAUGUUAAUCUUCUCAUGCGUGAAUUACGAUUAGAGUCGGUGGAAAUUGGUGAUGCGGAGGUAUCACCCGAUGGAAAGAGACUCGCCGUUGCUGUUGACUGUUCAAAUGGAAGAGAAGUGUAUACAAUCUUUAUAAUGAACAUGACAGAUGUAAACUAUAGACAGUGGCUGCAUGAACACUCGCAAUUACACCGCGCCUGGGCAGAAGCAGUAGAAAGAGGGAAACAAUCUAUCUACGUAUCUCCAACCACUCGUCUACCACCACCAUCAUCAUCAUCACAGCGUAGUGCUACAAUGUUAAAUAGUGGAAAAGGGCGUGGACGUGUUUUUGGUAAUAAUAAUAAUAAUAAUAAUAAUAAUAAUAAUAAUAAUAAUAGCAAAGAGAGAUCAAAGAGUAGUGAGAUGUCUAUGGAGUUUCCUGUAGGAGAAGAAGAUACAGAAACCAAAAAGGAAGUCACUAAUACAACACUACCUUCUUCUUCAUCAUCAUCAUCAUCAUCAUUAUCGUCAUCGUCAACGAUAAGUAUGGACUCUUCUUCUUCUUCUUUUGCUUCUCCUUCCGUAACUACUAAUCAAACACGUGGGAAGCAAACACCACCAACACAUAAAAUCACAAGACGAAUUGACGUUUUUGAUGCAUCGGAUGAAAUUCUCUGGUUAAGUCCUAAUGCGUUACUUUAUGUGGGUAUAGAUAGUAAAAUGCGCUCGUGUAGGGUAAUUCAUCACGAUCUUACGGUACCUGUAGACUCUGAACAGGCAGACACUAUCUGUUAUGAGGAAAUAGAUGAGGCCUACUGGGUUAGUUCUCUUUGUUUUACUGCUGAUGAAUGUUUUGCUAUGUUUACUGUUGCCUCUGGUAAUUGUUCGGAAGUGUACGUUAUUCCAUGUGAUGUGGGAACCAAACGGUUUAUUACGGGUGUUCCUGUUGUUCGUACAUCCUUAACAGAGGAAGAAGAGGAGGAAGAAACAGAAGAAAGAGAAGAGGAUCACAGAGAAAAUAAUAAUGAUAAUAAUAAAGAAGAAGAAAAGAAAAGUGAGUCUCAUAAUAACAGUGGGAGUAGCAAUGGUAACAGUAUUCAUGAAUUCAAGAAAGAAAAUAAAUGUCCUGUGUUUUGUUUUCUAGGACGUGAAUCACAUGUGGAUUAUGAUGUGGAUCAUCAUGAGUCAUUCUUUGGUGAAGGUAUUGGAGCUUGGGUGAUGGUUACUGUAAACGCUCCUCCAGUGGAGGAAAACUUUCGAGUUGCUUAUCUUUUAGAUGAUGAUAUUGAAUGGAGUGAAAAAGAAAAUGAUGCUAACAGUAAUAGUAGUAGUAGUAGUAGUAGUAGUAGUAGUAAUAAUAACACGUAUACGCUCUCAUCUAUUUCACAAUGGCGACCUCUUUUUGCAUAUGAUCCAUAUAUUAGUGUAGAGUGUGUGGAGUGUCAACGGGAUUAUCUCCUUAUUAGUGCACGGCGUUCAGCAUUCCCUACAGUGCUUCUACUCCCUAUACGUACAUUAUGGAAUCGAUGGCGCAGCAUGAAUAAUAAUAAUAACAACAACAAUAACAAGAAGACUGGUAAUAUUAUCAAUAGGAAAUAUAUUGAACCAUUAUCUCUUCAAUAUGAUACUGUGGAUCUUUAUACGAUAGCAUGUCAGGCACCGAGUCGUCCUCUCACUGAGGUUUGCUUUUCUCUAAAGCAGUUAUUACAAGAACAACAAAAACAAAAACAGCAAGAAGAAGAAGAAAAGAAAGAGAAGAAGUUAAAUAAUGCACUAGAUGGAAAUUAUGAUGAACGUCUUCAUGGGAUAAUGAGUAGUACAGAAGAUACUUCCUUCAACUCCCGCUCUUGGCGUAUUAUAGUCACUCACCUCACCACUCCAACCACCACUCUUGGCUGUACAUUGGAAAUGAAGCCCAAGACGAAGAAGAAGAGGAAUAAGAAUAAUAAGAAGGGCAAAGAUGAUAAACUAACACAAGAAGAAGGGGAAGAAGAAGAAGAAGAAAAAGAAAAAGAAGAAGAAGAAAUGAUACUUCGUGUAACUCGACUCUACGAUGCGGUGGUGUGUGGUACUCCAUAUGAGUCUAAUGACUACGAGGCAUCUGUUGUGUGGGUUCCCUCCGAUUAUGCCUUUCAGAAUGGACCGCUAAACCCACUCCCAACAGCCGUACCUGCAGAGACUGUACACAUUCCCGUGUAUCUCUGUUGGAAGAAAUCUCUACGUGUUCCUGGUGGAAAUCCAAUGCUUCUCACAGUUUAUGGUAGUUAUGGAGAUUGUUGUGAUGUCGAGUUUGAGUCGGAGCGGCUUGUUUUGUUGGAUCGUGGUUUUAUUUGGGCCGCAGCGGCGGUGCGUGGCGGUGGUGAACUCGGCGUAGCCUGGCGAGAUGCUGGACGACGUUUACAACGUGCUACUAGUGUAAAUGACUUUGUAAGUGUAGCCCUUUACCUGCAACGACAAGAAGAUAAAGAAGAAGAAAAAGAAAAAGAAGAGAAGAAAAGGAUUUGUUGGUGUGCUCCUGGACGACUUGUUAUUUCUGGAGCUUCUGCUGGUGGUUUUGUAGUAACAGCGGCGAUGAAUUUGGCGCCAUCAUUGGCACUUGGUGUGAUUGCAACUGUACCAUUUGUGGAUUGUCUCACCACUCUACUGGAUUCUUCUCUACCUUUAACUGUAUGUGAAUGGGAUGAGUUUGGAAACCCACAAGAAGAUGCUACUGUUUAUAAAAUGAUUCGUGCGAUUUCACCAAUGGAUAAUAUUCCACCCGCUGGUGUGGUAUUACCGCAUUUAUUACUACAAACAGCAUGGAAUGAUACCCGUGUAGGUUACUGGGAGUCUCUUGCAUUUACGGCACGAUUACGUGAACGUUUAUUAGGGGCGACGAGUACUUCAUCUAGAAAUAUAAAUACUAAUACUACUAAUACUACUACUAUGAGGAAUAAUGAUGGUAUUAUUUUACAUCACUGUGAAUUUGAUGCUGGACAUGGUGGGGCAUCCGGGCGUUAUCAACGACUAAAGGAGAUUGCACGUGAGUAUUCUUUUGCUCUACUUGUUCAACAGGCAACGUAA